AUGGUUUUCCUGGUCGGGCUUAUGGUUCAGUCCACAAGCCCAAUAGCAGGUUUGUUCAUAAGCUUACACCACAAUGUCAGUGGAGUGGAGCCCACAAGAGAAGCACCUAAAGGUGAACCAUUCCUAUACGAAGCUGGCUGGAAAGAUGGAUGUGCAGUAUUUUUCUAUUCUCUUGUAUGCAUUGUUAUGCAUGCUAUUAUCCAGGAAUACUUUUUAGAUAAAAUAUCCAAAAAGUUUCAUUUAUCUAAAUCAAGGCUUAGCGCACUAAAUGAAUCAGGUCAACUGGUGGUGUUCCAACUUAUGACCCUCAUAUGGGGUGGUGAUGCUAUAUUCCGUGAAGGAUUUCUAUUUAAUAUCCCUCAGCUAUGGGACGGCUACCCCAACCAUUCAAUGACAUUUUUGCUAAAGUUGUGGUGGGUCGUCCAAGCAGCUUAUUGGAUCCAUACAAUCCCUGAACUCUACUUCCAGAGGGUGAAAAAAGAUGAAUGGGCUGGUCGUAUCAGACAAGCUGUUGUAGGUUUCACAUUUGUCUCAUUGGCAUACUUCUUCAAGUUCCAACGUGUUGGUGUUGCUUUAAUAGUCCUGCACUCUCUUGCUGAAUUUGUUGCUCAUAGCUACAGACUGAACUCCAUCCUUCGAGGUGAACGUGAAGAUGUCUUAGACAAAUUUUUGGGACUGGUUAAUGGAGCAGUGUUCGUUUGCGUCCGACUGUGCUCUUUGGUGUUGGGCGUUCUGACAUUUUACUUUGGGUUAGCCGGUGCUGCACCAUUACUCAUAAGAGUUGCUGCACUUUCAAUACUAGUCUCCUUCCAGGUUUACCUGAUGUUCAACUUCAUUUCGGAGACGAUGAAGCAAAGACAAGAAGCACGCCAGCUCGCCCAGAGCAAACCUAAAAAGGAGAGGAAAGAUAAACCUAAGAAAGAGAAAGUAAAGAAGUCGCACAACGAAGAAUCCGAUCUUCCUGAAGUUGAUCAGAACACAAACAAGACACUGCGUCAGAGACAACCUGCCGCUAAGAAGUAA
Molecule: messenger RNA, 1023 nt
Organism: Leptosia nina
Lineage: Eukaryota; Metazoa; Arthropoda; Insecta; Lepidoptera; Pieridae
Source: the annotation of a GenBank genome assembly